This is a messenger RNA of Epinephelus fuscoguttatus (brown-marbled grouper), 2168 nucleotides long. RefSeq names its product gastrula zinc finger protein XlCGF17.1-like. The record is from RefSeq and is a predicted model, not a curated record. NCBI's taxonomy places the organism in Eukaryota, Metazoa, Chordata, Actinopteri, Perciformes, Serranidae. Gene Ontology annotation, biological process: regulation of transcription by RNA polymerase II. The transcript has a single exon. The annotation marks the transcript as partial. Gene Ontology annotation, molecular function: RNA polymerase II cis-regulatory region sequence-specific DNA binding; DNA-binding transcription activator activity, RNA polymerase II-specific. Gene Ontology annotation, cellular component: nucleus.
UGUCUGAAAAAUGAUGAAGUCCCUGUGAGUGAUUCGAUUGUUUGCGAGAACCCAUUUAGCUGCUCUGAGUGUGGGAAAAGAUUCAGUCGCAAUGGAGAUCUGAGCAGACACAUGAGAUUGCAUACAGGAGAGAAACCAUUUAAGUGCUUUGAGUGUGGGAAAAGAUUUAGUCAAAGUGGAGUUUUGAAGGUACACAUGAGAUGUCAUACUGGAGAGAAGCCAUUUAAGUGCUCUGAGUGUGGGAAACGAUUUAGUGAAAGUGGAGCUUUGAAGAUACACAUGAGAUGUCAUACAGGAGAGAAACCAUUUGACUGCUCUGAGUGUGGGAAAAGAUUUGGUCAGAUGGGACAUCUGAGGAUUCACAUGAGAUCUCAUACUGGAGAGAAACCAUUUAGUUGCUCUGAUUGUGGGAAAAGAUUUGGUCGCAGUGGAAAUCUGAACAGACACAUGAGAUCUCAUACUGGAGAGAAACCAUUUAGUUGCUCUGAGUGUGGGAAAAGAUUCGGUCGCAAUGAAGAUCUGAGCAGACACAUGAGAUUGCAUACAGGAGAGAAACCAUUUAGUUGCUCUGAGUGUGGGAAAAGAUUUGGUCGCAGUGGAUUUCUGAAGGUACACAUGAGAUCUCAUAUAGGAGGGAAACCAUUUAUCUGCUCUGAGUGUGGGAAAAAUUUUUGCCGAAAUCAUGAUCUGAAGGCACACAUGAGAUCUCAUACAGGUGAAAAACCAUUAAGCUGCUCUGAGUGUGGGAAAAGAUUUGGUCACAGCGGCGAUAUGAAGAAGCACAUGAGAUUUCACACAGGUGAAAAACCAUUUAGCUGCUCCGAGUGUGGGAAAAGAUUUCGUCAGAGGGCACAUCUGACGAAACACAUGAGAUCUCAUAUAGGGUAGAAACCAUUUAGUCGCUCUGAGUGUGGGAAAAGAUUAGGUUGCAAUGGAGAUCUGAAGAGACACAUGAGAUGACAUAAAGGAGAGAACCCAUUUAGUUGCUCUGAGUGUGGGGUAAGAUUUCGUCGAAGGGGACAUCUGACGAGACACAUGAGAUCUCAUAUAGGGUAGAAACCAUUCAGAGAGGAACAGGAGGAACUCUGGAUCAGUCAGGUGGGAGAGCAGCUUCAAGGGCUGGAGGAGGAUGAUAUCAUCAAGUUCACAUUCACUCCUGUCCCUGUGAAGAGUGAAGAUGAUAAAGAGAAACCUCAGUCCUCGCAGCUUCAUCAAAGACACACUGAACAGAUGGAAACAGAAGCAGAGGGAGAGGACUGUGGAGGAGCAGAACCAGCCAGGAACUCAGAUCCAGAUACACAUUUACAAUUUUCAAUUUUCAAUUUUCAUACAAACAGCAUUUUUUUCUGUCUGGCUCUCAUGCCAUUUUUUGUCUCCUCUGUGUCCCCUCUCUAAAUUCAGAGGAUUUUACGGGUUCAGAAACGCAGCGCAGGAGGAAGUCUUCAUGAUUUUUAAAAAGAAAUAAUUCCUCCCUCCUUAUUGUAAAAGUGGCAGCAGCCAGGGGUUUAAAUAUAGACAGCACAGGUAGUGCGGUUGCACUGGAGCCUGUGGGGUGGGGGGACCUUGCAAAUGAUUCAGAUUUCCGCUUCUGUACUACAGCUGUGUUUCUAAAGAAAAAAAAAAUUCCAUUACAUUAAAAAUGGUGCCAUAUGCUACAGGCUAUUUGACCUGAAACAUGCCAACACAUCUCUGUCAUAAUUUUCUUUUUUUCUUUUCUUUCCUUUUUGUAAAACAAUCAGUAGCAAUCUACAACAAAAUGAUAUGCUGAUUCUACAUGAACCCGAAAAACCAUGAAUAAACUAUAUGUAUUUAAAAAUGAUUCAAUUAAAUGAAUAAUUUCUUAUUUCUUUCAUACAUUUGUCAUGUACAGGCAUGCAAUGAUGAUUGUUGAGUAACAUGUAUGUUGAUGUUGCCUAGUGUCAAGUCUCUUUUUGGUCAUGUGACAAGUUGAUACAAUUUACAGUUUCUAGUUUAGGUGCAAAAUCUGUCAAGACUGACAAGCUGAGCAAAUCUACAAGUCCACUAAGCAGUCAUGCCUUUGUAACAUAAAAGCAGCAGUAAAAAAGGACAAGAGAGGGCUGAACAGGAGGAAAAUCUGGCAAAGCUCCCUGAAUUAAAGUCCUUGUGCUUUUUUAUAAGCAGUUGCCAGUGGUGUUUGUGGUCGCCUG